AGAGCUCAUGUCUGAGGACCGGGGACUCCUGCCAGCACUCUGCCCACUGGUGGCCCGCGCGUGAUGCACCCAUAGCAGCAGGAGGGGGUGUGGCGCCCACGGCCAGGCGGCGCGUUACACUUUCCGCCGGGUCCCGCCUCGGUCCCGGCCCCUCGGUGCUGACGUCACGCGGAGACCUCCCCGAUUUCCGUGGCCCACGCCACGUGCCCAGGCUGCCCCCCCGCCUGGCACCGCCUCUGCCGGCUCCCGAGGGCGCAAACUGCGAGGUGCCGACGGGCCGGAGGGCGUCCGAGCCGCUUGCUGCUGCCAAGGAGGUCCGACGCCAGGCGGAGCUGGGCCUCGCAGGCCCUCGGCCUCUGGUCCACGUGCCGGGAGCCCACGUGGCCGCUGCGCUCGGCCCGAGGGAAGGCCGUGGACGAGCUGGUGGCCAGGCUCUGGGCGGUGCAUGGGCGGCCGUGGGGCCUCCCCGGCGUGGCCAGGCCCGUCAUGCUGCAGUGCCGGCCGGCCCAGGAGUUCAGCUUCGGCCCCCGGGCCCUGAAGGAUGCGCUGCUGUCUACCGACCCGGCCCUGCGGCAGCUCUACGCGUCCACCUUCUCCCCAGCCGAGCGGCUCUUCCUGGCCGAGGCCUACAACCCCCAGAGGAUGUUCUUCCGCACGCUGCUCAUCCACUCAGCUUUCGACUGGCUCCUCAGCCGCCCGGAGGCGCCCGAGGACUUCGAGACCUUCCACGCUGCCCUGGCGCCCCGGAAGCAGAGCCUGGCUCGGAAGCACAUUUACCUGCAGCCCAUAGAUCUGAGCGAGGGGCCAGCGGGCGGCGCGCUCCUGGACCACCUGCGGAGCUGCACAGAGGCCUUCUUCCUGGGCCUGCAGGUCAGGUGCCUGCCAUCGGUGGCGGCUGCGUCCAUCCACUGCUCAUCACGUCCCAGUCAGGACUCUGACAGGCUCCAGCUCCACACAGACGGCAUCCUGUCCUUCCUGAAGAGCAGCAAACCGGGCGAUGCGUUAUGCGUGCUGGGCCUCACGCUGUCCGACCUGUACCCCCGCGAGGCCUGGACCUUCACCUUCGGCACGUUCCUUCCGGGGCACGAAGUGGGCGUCUGCAGCUUUGCGCGGUUCUCGGGGGAAUCCCUGCAGCGGGGGCCCAGCACCCCUGACCUUGUCCCCGAGGCACCCCUGCAGGACAGAGGCCGGACCGUGUGCUUCAGCGCCCUGGGGAUGGUCCAGUGCUGCAAGGUCACGUGCCACGAGCUCUGCCACCUCCUGGGCCUGGGGAACUGCCGCUGGCUCCGCUGCCUCAUGCAGGGCACCCUCAGCCUGGACGAGGCCCUGCGGCGGCCCCCGGACCUCUGCCCCAUCUGCCUUCGGAAGCUGCAGCACAUCCUGGGCUUCAAGCUCGUGGACAGGUACAAGAGACUGUACACCUGGACGCUAGCGGCGGCGGGGACGCGGCCUGGGCCGGCGGCCGGGGAGCCGUCCGUGUCGGAGGACACCCUGCCCUGCAGCGCGGACUCGGGCCUGUGCGGCGAGAGCGACUCGGAGCCUGGCAGCGGCCUGUCGGAGCCCCUGUCCCCGGACGCCUGGAGCCACGCCUUCCCCGCGGGCCCGGAGCUGGAGCCUGAGGACGGGCUGGGCUCCCUGGCGGCCGCAGAGAGCCCGGGGGAGGCCCUGGCGGAGCACGGGCGCUGGCUGGCGGCCUGCAUCCAGGCCCUGGAGAGGGACGUGACUGAGGAGGAGCUGGCGCGGGUGGACGGCGCCGUGGACGCCCUGGCCCGCUGGGACCUGUUCACGGGGCGGCUCCCGGCCCCCCGGCAGGACCCGCCCUGCGGCCGAGACGGCGCGGGGCUGCGCCGAGUCCUGGGCGACAAGUUCUCCUCCCUCAGGCGGAAGCUGAGCGCUCGCAAACCGUCCAGGGCCGAGGCGUCCCCGCGGCGCUGGAAGGCGGAGGACAAUUAGCACGGCUGGUGCGUCUUGUCUAGCGCCUGCCUGUCCCCAGGGCGCUGCGGGCCCGGCUGUGGGCGGAAGGGACGGUGUCUCGGGAAGCGGAAGGCGAUCCGUCUGCACGUGGACCCCGCACCCCCAGCCCUAACCGCAGCCUCGUGACGCGGCCGGGUGGGGGGGGCGGGGUCCCAGGUACCCCGAGGGCCGUCCUCGGGCCGCACCCGACCUCACAGAGCAGGUGCCGGGCAGGUGCCUGUCUCUCCUGCGGCCUGGGGCUCGGGGCUCUGCUACGGCGAACUCAGAUUGCAAGGCCCCAACGUGGGUCCUCCGCUCGAAGGAGGGCAAAGGGGGUCGUGUUGCAACCUACAAGGUCCCCCGCCUCCCCCGACCCCAAGCCCAUAGAAAGGGCCCCUUUGUGCGGCGCUAACCGCACUCUGACCCUUGGAACUUGGCGUGGGCGUCUCCCUGAAAGUUCCGGGUGGCCACCACCUACCAGACCACGUGCCCAGAGAUGUGCCGCUUCUUCUGACAACUGUUGCGGGAAGGGAGGGUGUCCCGUGUGCAGGUCUGAAGGUGCUGCUGCGUGCUGUGACUUGCAGAGGUGAAAGCAAACCGCGGCUCCAUCCUCAGGACAGUUUUCUGACAAAGGUGGCCUGGACCCCAACACCAGUGAGGGCAAGGAGAUGAGAUUUGUUCAAAACACCUGUGUCUGUGUUUUUUCUGGUCUCGUUUGACCAGUUGCUGAGAGAACAAGUGAUUUAGAUGUUAAAAUACCCAUCACCCCAGUAGAA
Messenger RNA from Orcinus orca (killer whale), 2729 nucleotides. RefSeq names its product archaelysin family metallopeptidase 1 (gene AMZ1). Gene Ontology annotation, biological process: proteolysis. Gene Ontology annotation, molecular function: metallopeptidase activity. The coding region runs from base 487 to 1953 and encodes 488 amino acids. The record is from RefSeq and is a predicted model, not a curated record. NCBI's taxonomy places the organism in Eukaryota, Metazoa, Chordata, Mammalia, Artiodactyla, Delphinidae. The transcript is spliced from 7 exons.